AUAGUUUGGCUGGUUCGAGAACCGCAUUACAAGUAUUCCUGAAUGCUCGAAGCUAGAAAAUUUCUUCUGCCGCCGAGAAUCGCUUUUUCUGGUUCUUGAUCAUCCAAACUGCUCCUUAACACCGAACCUUCGAGAAGAUGGUGCUGAUAGAGCAGCAAGAGUGCGAGGAUCCAAACCCCAAACCCUCCAACGCCGCCGAUGCCACCAAUGACGCUUCCGACGGCUUCGAAACCGCCAGCGACGCCGAUCUCGACAACGACGCCGAAGGCGGCGGAGCUAGCAUCCGGGAAGAACAGCAUCAUCCCUCGGAAUGCCAACAUCAACCGCAGGCAGAGCAAGAGCAGGAGCAGGGUGUUCCUGGGAGCAGCGAGUCCUCCGAAAAUGCCUUGAUCAACGAGGAGGAAUUGAAACAGAAAGCAUUGGUUGAAGCAAAUGAAGCGAAGGUAGAAGGUAACAAAUUUUUUGUAGAUGGGAAGUAUGAAGAGGCGUUAUCACAAUAUGAGCUUGCUUUACAAGCUGCACCAGACAUGCCUUCCGCCGUGGAAUUACGCUCAAUAUGCCAUGCAAAUCGUGCUGUGUGCUUUCUCAAACUCGGAAAAUAUGAAAACACAAUUAAAGAAUGUACAAAAGCAUUAGAAUUGAAUCCUGUGUACGUUAAAGCCUUGGUGAGAAGAGGAGAGGCUCAUGAAAAGCUUGAGCACUUUGAAGAGGCCAUUGCUGAUAUGAAAAAGAUCUUAGAAAUUGAUCCCUCAAAUGAUCAAGCUAGAAAAACCAUUCGGCGACUGGAGCCAGUUGCUGCAGAAAAACGGGAAAAGAUGAAGGAAGAAAUGAUUGGGAAACUGAAAGACAUGGGUAAUUCUGUCUUGGGCCGCUUUGGGAUGAGCAUAGACAACUUUAAAGCAGUCAAAGAUCCGAACACCGGUUCCUAUUCCAUCUCAUUCCAGCGUUAAAUUGUCCACCGAGUACCGAAGUCAUUAUAACAACAUUAAACAAGAAAGAAGCGGCCUAGAAUGACGCAGGGUUGACACUUAUUUGUGCAUGCAAGUUAUUAGGAAUAUUUUUAUGUUAGUAAUGUAUGAGAAGUGAGAAUUAAGGCAUAUAAAUUUGUUAUGGUUUCAUUGAGUAAGUCUAUAAUAAUCUCUUCACAUUCCAACAUGUCAUUUGUUUUCAUUUUGGGAGAAAUUUCAUGUUGUGUGAUUUGGCUGUUGAGAAGUACUGGCAAGAUCUUUCGUACACUUGAUAACCAACUUGAGAUUUCAUCCAAUAAUAGAGCAAGUGUUGAAAAGGUG
Abrus precatorius (Indian licorice) is the source of this 1289-nucleotide messenger RNA. Its product is annotated as tetratricopeptide repeat protein 1. The coding region runs from base 138 to 950 and encodes 270 amino acids. The transcript has 5 exons. Lineage: Eukaryota; Viridiplantae; Streptophyta; Magnoliopsida; Fabales; Fabaceae. The record is from RefSeq and is a predicted model, not a curated record. Gene Ontology annotation, molecular function: protein binding.